AUGGAUGACCUACUGACCGCCGUUGGAACCACCAGGCUGAAGCCCACUGUGGCCCUCGAGCAAUCUCCCACCACACCUGACCCAGCCGAGGAUCUUGGAGCUACCGGUGUAAGCUCUCCGGAUCAAGCCUUGGCGGCUCUGCGAGAUCAACCUGACGCACAAAAAUUACACCGCGUUUUGAGCUACCUCAAGGUGACAGCUAGGAAUUUAGGGGAUUUCAACAUCAGGGUUCCAGGGCCACUUUCCGCACAAAUUAUCAGCACGCUCGUGAACGACACCAUCCCAAAUUAUUGGGACGUGUGGCCAGCUACGUUCUCGUCUGAGGAUGACAAAGGCAUCCUCAUUGAGUGCCUAAAGAGCGUCAGUGGCCUUGGUGCCAUAGUUGCACGCCUGAAAGGCCUGGUCCAGGACUUUCAUCAGAAGCAGAGGCAGUCGGGCGGAAACUCUGAUAGCGCUGAGCAGCAAAUCAAAGUACUUUCUGAUACUUUGGCCAAUCUCCUACAAGAAAGCGUUAUUUUAGAUCUGUGGAGGGUCAUCCAAGACUUUACAAACGCUCCCACGCAGAGACAGAUCCUCUGGCGCGAACUUGUUUCUCUUCUCGCGGCUGGAAGGAUUGUGUCCGUUGCGGCUCAGGCAACGGAUUUGCUGAAGAGUACGACAAGUGCCCAGUCUGAUCCUUGGUAUGCUUCUGGGUCAAACUUCGCACUGUGGAUUGGACGUUCGACGGCUCUUUUUGUCAGUAAUGCCACAGAUUCAACUGGAUCAGAUGGUGCACUUCUUUUGGGGAAGUCCCUAACGCUUGGGUAUCCAGAUAAUGUUUUGUGGGAGUUCUUGUCACGAUUCCCUCUCCACGAUGCGACCAAGCUUCCAUUAUUGCAGCAAACUAUCCGAAAGCUUCGUGCACACGAGCAAAGACAGGUCCUCUUUACUCUUUUAAACGUCCUGUCGAGCAAACUCCUCGCGGUUCGGGAUGAAAACCUUAAAGAGACAUCGAGAGCCAUUUCAGCUUCUGUGGCGUUCCUACAGGCCGUCACGAACAGCAACGAUACCUUGAAAGAAAGUCUCACCCAAUGGCUCACAAACCCAACGGGCGGGUGUGCAAACGUGUCAUUCGGCGCGAGACGUGUUGCCGUAGCCGCCCUGCAAUCAGAUGAAGACAGGAUGUGUAAGGUCUUAGAGAGGAGUAUGGAGCAGUUUGGGGAUGAGCUCUUUAUCAGGCACACGCCGAUCCUACAGCAAGAAGCUUUGGCUCAAAUCCUCCUCAUGUCGUCAGGUUAUAUUCACCGCAUGCAACCGAUGCUCCUAUUCACCCUAGCACGGUCAAGCGUACAAAUGCGUGGCACCUCGAACCGUUUGGGGUCUUCCUCCCUGCGCGCCCGCUUCCUGGGAAUGAUCGUUGCUGCCGCCAUAUCUGAGCUCGUAGACAAGCCAGAGACCCAGCUCAACUUCGGCAUCCCUGAUACUGAAUCCGAAGAAGCAGGUUGGUUCAAACAACUUCCGCAAUUGAAUGAUUCGAUUGGCAGCGUCGAGGACUUUGAGCAAGUGGUGGCUGAGCGGACGACUCCGAUCACCAAGCAUUCACGUCCCCAAUUGCAGGAAAAGAAAAAGGCUGGACAUUCCUCGGAGAAACCGAAGAAGGGGCAUGCGGCAGCAGGACCGAAAAUCAUCGAGAUCAUGAGUGACUCAGACGAGGACGAAGAUCUCGUGCCUUAUGCGAAACCAGACUCUGAUCCAGAAGACGACUCGGAAGACCCAACCCAGGUCACCAGAAAUAGACCGACAGCACCGGUCUACAUACGUGACCUACUGGCGGGUCUUCGAGAAAGUGAGGACUACGAUCGCCACCAGCUUGCGCUGUCGACCGCAGCCAAUCUCAUUCGACGAAAGACAGGCUUCGGUAAAGAGGUCAAGGAUAACCUUGAAGAGCUUGCUUCCGUCUUAAUUGGCCUGAAUGAUCAGUUUGACCUGGAAAACUUCCAAGAUAUGCGCCAGCAGGCUUUGAUUGCUGUUGCGGUUGCCGAGCCAACACAAAUGGGGCCAUACUUGGUAAGAUGCUUUUACGCUGGCGAUUAUUCAAUCAGCCAACGUACCAGUAUACUUGCCGCCAUCGGUCUUGGCGCACGAGAGAUGGCCGGAUUCAAGGAGAGUGUGGACGAGUCAGAUUCAAGGCCGCGCGUGGACCAGAGCUUUCCCUCGAAAAUGCUUCCUGGGAAGUUGCACAGCAUCUAUUCGACCGAAGGUAAUGCGGUUGACGCCAUUACAAACAAGCUGAAGCAUACCAUGAUCUCGCCUCUGGCACUUGACGCUGCCGAUAAAGCAGCUGGGCCCAAUGCACUCAAAGUGCGCACCUUCUCGUCCCGCAUGGAGGUGGAGAAGAAACGUAGAAUCAUCACAAAUGAGCUCGCAAAGGUCGUGGCACAGAGCUUUUUCUUCCCGCUCACUGCUGGCUGGUGGACACACUCAAGAGCACUGGGCACAAGUAACAUCUACUACUCAGCUACGAUUCUGCCCCUCUUUCUUAAGACACUUGCCAUACUCCUGCAUUCCUCUGGGUCGUCCACCCUCUCUCUUCCACAGAUGACUUCGGAACUAUGGGAUUUGCUGCUUGCAGUCAGAGCGCCCGCUCUCUCAGACUCUGCCAUCCUUGAGGGAGUUCUCUUUGCUUUGCUAAUGCUGUUGGAGGUGAAUGAGAACCAGCAACGUCUUGUACACGAAAACGGCAGAGAGCUUCUGGAAACACAGGAAUGGGCAAAGAUGGUGUUUGAUCGCACUGGCGGAGGAAGUGGUGAGGAGGAGCGGGUCAGGACGCUUGCGGCGGGAGUACUCGUAAAGUGCGGGGAAGUGGUUGAAAAAUACCAAGGGUCGUUGAUGGGCGACAUGAUGGAUUUUUAG
This is a messenger RNA of Diplodia corticola, 2892 nucleotides long. RefSeq names its product telomere length regulation protein. The transcript has 5 exons. Gene Ontology annotation, molecular function: telomeric repeat DNA binding; Hsp90 protein binding. Gene Ontology annotation, biological process: protein stabilization; telomere maintenance via telomerase. The record is from RefSeq and is a predicted model, not a curated record. Lineage: Eukaryota; Fungi; Ascomycota; Dothideomycetes; Botryosphaeriales; Botryosphaeriaceae. Bases 1 to 2892 code for a protein of 963 amino acids. Gene Ontology annotation, cellular component: cytosol.